Manis pentadactyla (Chinese pangolin) is the source of this 3778-nucleotide messenger RNA. RefSeq names its product sphingosine-1-phosphate receptor 3 (gene S1PR3). The record is from RefSeq and is a predicted model, not a curated record. Gene Ontology annotation, molecular function: sphingosine-1-phosphate receptor activity. The coding region runs from base 284 to 1510 and encodes 408 amino acids. The transcript has 2 exons. Gene Ontology annotation, biological process: G protein-coupled receptor signaling pathway. Gene Ontology annotation, cellular component: membrane. Lineage: Eukaryota; Metazoa; Chordata; Mammalia; Pholidota; Manidae.
CGCAGGCCCCGCCCCGCGGGCCUCCGGGGAAGUUUGCUCUGGGGCUGGCGCGCGGAGAGGCUGAGAGGGUCGGGCCGGGGACCAGCGACAGGCACUCGGCGCCGAGAGCGGUGUCUGGACUACCCGAGCUGCAUUCCCGCGACCCGGGUACGAGCCCCAAGUCCCCCGAUUACCCUGGUGUCCCAGCCUAGGCUGCAUGUGAGCGGAGGACGGAGCCCGAAGCACCCUUUCCAGAUGGAGGAGCCUGUACUCAGCACCGGCUGGGGCCUGGCCUGGGUCUCUGAUGAAGCCUGAGCUGCUGUGCUUUUUCUGGAGAUGGACGUUCCCAGGGCGCCCUCUGCCGGAUCCUGGAGGCAAACACUGUGAGUUCCAAGUGAUGGCGACCGUCCUGUCAGCGCUCUCCAGACUUUCCCCCUGGAAUGAGACCCUGCACCAGCAUUACAACUACGUGGGCAAGCUGGAGGGCAGGCUGAGAGACGCCCCUGAGGGCAGUGCACUCACCACUGUGCUGUUCUUGAUCAUCUGCAGCUUCAUCGUCUUGGAGAACCUGAUGGUUUUGAUCGCCAUAUGGAAAAACAAUAAAUUUCACAACCGCAUGUACUUCUUCAUUGGCAACCUGGCUCUCUCUGACCUGCUGGCCGGCAUUGCUUACAAGGUCAACAUUCUGAUGUCAGGCAAGAAGACACUGAGCCUGUCCCCAACUGUGUGGUUCCUGCGGGAAGGCAGCAUGUUUGUGGCCCUCGGAGCGUCCACCUGCAGCUUGCUGGCCAUUGCUAUCGAGCGGCACUUGACCAUGAUCAAAAUGAGGCCUUACGACGCCAACAAGAGGCACCGUGUCUUUCUCCUGAUCGGGAUGUGCUGGCUCAUUGCUCUCUCGCUGGGUGCCUUGCCCAUCCUGGGUUGGAACUGCCUGCACCACCUUCCGGACUGCUCCACCAUCCUGCCCCUCUAUUCCAAGAAAUACAUCGCCUUCUGCAUCAGCAUCUUCACGGCCGUCCUGGUGACCAUCGCGGUCCUGUACGCGCGCAUCUACUUCCUGGUGAAGUCCAGCAGCCGCAGGGUGGCCAGCCCCCACAACUCGGAGCGCUCCCUGGCCCUGCUGCGGACCGUGGUGAUCGUGGUGACCGUGUUCAUCGCCUGCUGGGCCCCGCUCUUCAUCCUCUUCCUCGUCGAUGUGGCCUGUGAGGUGAAGCAGUGCGCCAUCCUGUUCAAGGCCCAGUGGUUCAUUGUGCUGGCUGUGCUCAACUCAGCCAUGAACCCCGUCAUCUAUACGCUGGCCAGCAAGGAGAUGCGGCGAGCUUUCCUGCGGCUGGUGUGCGCCUGCCUGCUCAGGGGCCGGGGUGCCCGCUCCUCACCUGCCCGCCCCGUGCUCCACCCCAGCCGAAGCAAAUCCAGCGGUAGCAAUAAUAGCAGCCCCUCCCCAAAGAACAAGGAAGACCCUCCGCAAACGGCUGCCUUGCCUUGCAUAACAGACAGAAACGAGACUCUGCACAACGGCACCCUUUGCUAGUGAGGGCAUUUGCACCCCGGAGUGGGGUCCUCCAACCCCUGGCUCUGCAGCUGCGACAUUAUUUAUUGCAGGCCUCGUGUCUGGGGCUCUUCCAGAGCUGUGAACAGGACGUUUAACUUGUCAGCAAUUAAAGCCUGCCCAGUGUGGACGUCUGUCGAAGAGGGGACCCAAGGACUCACUAGCCCUCUGCAGUGUAGACAGCAUGCCCUAUCUGAUUCAGCUCCAGAAUCUUCUGGAGGUGCCCAGCUGCUGCCCUCAUCAGCAGCCCAGCUGCUGCCUCCCCCUGAUGCCCAGAGAGGGAAGGAGGAGGGCACACGGUGCCCGGGGUGUGUCCCCAUGUGGGCACAGUAUGUGGCAGCUGCACGCUGUGCCAACUGCAUGGACCGUGUGCUGUGUAUUCGCCACGUCUGUGCUGCGGAUUGCUCGUGUUCCCAGUGUCCACUGCUGGUACAUGUGGGAGCUGCCAGCACAGCUAUGUAACAGGCUGGCCAAGUAGUUUCUGAUGGAAGGACAGGAGUAAGGAUGCAGGGGGAUCGAGGUGGACAUGCCGGCCCAUUUCUCAGACCGACGGGAAGUCUGGUGUUAAGCAGGUUUUGGAUGCCCAAAUUCCCAUAAAGCGGGUUUGUCCGCAGCUGGUCUCAGAUGCAGGGGUCUGCCCCCAAACAGUCCCAAGACACCCUGACAUCUGACGGAUCCUGGAGAAAACUCCCAAGUUCAACAGUGUCUGUCCCCAAAGGGGCUGCUUUGCUUCUGUCAUGUGUCUCCACAGAGUCAUAAUCUCAUCCAAAAUCCAAGUUAGACAGAUUACAUGAUUGUUUUGGGGUUUUUCCAAAUCACAGAAAAGCCAGCCAGGGUCUUCGAGCGGCCUGUGUCCCCAGAGAACCCGGAGAGGACCCGCGAGGGGGAGCUGGAGGACGGACGCCCGGCCUGUGUCACCUCCAGCUUGCAGAAGCAGCCUUCUGUGUACGUGGGCACUUUGGCCACGAGUGCAGUGGGCAGUUUCUUUUGAAGUCGUGGAGGCCUACGAGAUGGCACUGUGAUCUUUUGUUGAGUUUGAUUCUGUAUCAGAAAAGCACCAAGUCGGUACCACCCCCCGUCCCGCUGCCCCGUGUGGUCACAGCUGAAUCACUGGGGCUGUGAGCGUCUCCCGGCUUCUCGAAAGCUGACCCUGACAGGCACUCUUAGGGCAGCUGAAGCAUCAGACGAGGCUCCGGCUCUGCAUUCGUCAGAGGAAUGUAACGAUGCUCUAAGCUUACUUUUUAAUGGAGGUUGACCCUGUAUCUUCACCUUAGCAGGGAUUAGUUAGAAGGCAUUUUGUCCUUCCCAAGGACUUGGCAAGCCACACACAUGCGUGAAGGGGAGCACACACAUGUGUAGAGCUCCCACUGACACAGAGCUGACAUGCUGAGCUCUUUGGGAAGCAAAAACGAGUCAACCUUCAAGAGGAUUCAGCCUUCGAGAGGAGUCCUUUAAACAGUUAAACCCACAUCAUAGCUCUUAGAGAUUUUUAAGUUUGAUAAGAAAUUUGCCUGAGUACAAAGGGGAAGAGAAAUCUUCAUUUAAUUUUUGAAGAGAAAUUGACUCCCAUUUGUUCCCCGAUGCCAGUGCCUCUCAAUGAGGAACAUUUCCGUGGGGCCCAGGGGAUCCCUAUGUACUGACCAAAGACUGUCCUCAUUUUUGUUACUGAUGAGAUAAAUCCUAUUUAUAAGGAGAUGCCUACCAGUGGCAUUUUUUCACCUUCUUUAACAUCACUGAAAAGGAGCUUCUCUUAUCAAAUAGCUUAAGAAAACCCAGGGCAUUUCUAGAAAAGUUAAGCAUUAGUGUGCACUGGGUUAAGAAAACAUAGCAGGGCUUCAGAGAGCCUGAAUGUUGGCAGUUACACUUUCACAUAGGUAACAAAAUGACUUUAGAGCUUCCUAGCUGAAGGGCUUUAGGCUCUCUGGCUAAUAUUUGUAACACCUUGCACGACAACCCCAAAUCCCUUUUAAGAUAACACAAAAACUUCAAGCAAUCUGAAUGAAAAAUACUCCCCAAGAGAUACUUGUGUUCAUUUGACAUAUGCAAAAAAAAAAAAAAGGAUCAGCUUUAAUACCAACAUGUCAUUCAUACAUAUGUCUGUCCAUUCAUACAUGUACCCCAGGGCUGGACAGCACUGAGGUGUUUCACAGCCGUAGGGAACUAGUGCAUUCAGUCUCAUUCAUUUAGUGGCUUUCACUGUGUUCCAUGUAUGUUUUCUCAAAAAAUAAAACCAAAAAGCCUUUGUUUGAA